AUGAAGGUCUCGUCUAUUCUCACCUUCCUCACCUCGAUCGUACCCGCCGCCAUGUCCCAGCAAGUCAAUCGCAGCGCCACUAACGGCUGGGGUUCGACGCCCUCGCAGCGCCACUAUAUCAACCAUACCCAAGCCUUGCAGGUCAUCAAUGCAGGAAUCCAGCGUGCAGAGGCCAUAGGGGACCAUGUUUCGUUGACGAAAAUUAUGGGCAAUAAAAGUGUACCGCAAAACAUUGCAGUGCUCGAUCCGUCGUCGUGGCUUGUGGCUUUUGUCCAUAUGGAUAAUUCUUUUCUGGGAAGCAUUGACAUCUCUCAGAAGAAGGCCAAAACCGUGGUGCUCUACAACGGCAUCCCGAACAACGCCUUGCAGAAUCGCAGCGAGCCGGGCGGUGAUCUCUGGGGCAUCCAGGAAACCAAUGGUGGUACGGUUGUCUUUGGCGGUGGUCAACCAAUCUUUGAUCCUGAUGGAUACUUCAUCGGCGCGGUGGGCGUGAGCGGAGGUACCGUGGAGCAGGACAUUGAUGUGGCGGUGCAUGCGGCGCAGAGCAUCGGCACGACCGUCACCUCGUCGUCGUGA
Messenger RNA from Cladophialophora immunda, 576 nucleotides. RefSeq lists its product as uncharacterized. The coding region runs from base 1 to 576 and encodes 191 amino acids. Lineage: Eukaryota; Fungi; Ascomycota; Eurotiomycetes; Chaetothyriales; Herpotrichiellaceae. The transcript has 3 exons. The record is from RefSeq and is a predicted model, not a curated record.